UAAUAAUUUUUUAACUCGACUUUCAGCAAGCCAGAGAGGUACUGCGCACCAAUGGAGUCCAGGGCCUCUCUCAUUACACCAAAAAGAAAAAGUAGAAGAAGAAGGUACAGGAACAUAGAAACAGAGAUCAAAAAACACAGAAAGAAAUAUAAGCCUUUGUGUAAGGAAUUGCUUCAAAGUUCAAAGCAUGAGCUUUAAGAAUGUUGUUCAUACUUGGGUCAAAACUUGUUCCAGAUCUAAAUCCAAAUCUCAACCCUUCUCAUCUCUCUUUGACUCUGCCGACACUCUCAAAAAACAACAAGAAUCACAGUCAAAACCAGCCUUCAGUCUCGAAACCUACAUGACCCAGAAAAUCAAAUCCAUCAACGAAGCUCUGGACGCCGCCAUUUCACUCAAAGACAAAGAACCCCGCGAGCUCCACGAGGCCAUGCGCUAUUCCCUCCUUCCCGGUGGCAAGCGAGUCUGCCCACUCUUCUGCAUCGCUUCCUGCGAGCUCGUCGGCGGCACUGAAUCCAUGGCCAUGCCCGCCGCUUGCUCCUGCGAGAUGAUCCACGACGCGGCUCUCAUCCAAGACGAUCUCCCUUGCAUGGACAAUGCUCAUCUCCGCCGUAGAAAGCCCACCACCCACAAGGCAUUCGGCGAAGCCGUCGCCAUUCUCGCCGCCGAUGGCCUCUUAGCCUUAGCUUUCGAGCACAUUGCCUUGUACACACCAACAGCCGUGCCCCCAGCGAGAAUAGUUCGUGGCAUUGGGGAGUUAGCGAGGUGCAUUGGAGCUCAAGGAGCUGUUGCAGGCCAAGUGUUUGAUAUAAGUUCUCAGAGAGAGUCUAACGUGACGUUGGAGUAUUUGGAGUACUUUCAUCUGCAUAAGACCGCAGCAAUGCUGGAAGGAACAGUGGUUCUUGGAGCUAUGUUGGGAGGUGGGUCCGAUGAAGAGGUUGAGAAAAUUAGGAGUUUCGCGAGAUAUGUUGGGUGGGGUUUUCAGGUAGUGGAUGACAUUCUUGAUGUGACAAAAUCGUCGCAGGAAUUGGGAAAACCGACAGGGAAGGACUUGGUGGAUGGGAAAGUUACGUAUCCAAGGCUAAUGGGUGUUGAAAAGUCGAGGGAGUUUGCGGAGAAAUUGAACAAGCUGGCUCUGGAUCAGCUUUCUGGGUUUGAUACGCAGAAAACGGUGCCGUUGGUUGCAUUGGCCAAUUACAUUGCUCGUAGGCAAAAGUAAUAUAGGUAUGUAUCAAUGUUUCCAACCAACCCAAACCAAGAUCUCUUUUACAUUACUAUUAUUAAUGGAGUAUUUUUUUUUACGAUUUUAUGCUUGGUAUAAUUGUACUCUUCUUGUAUGUGUGCGUGCAAAUUCUGGCACACAAGGACACAAAGAUAAAUACUACUUGUAUCAAUAAAAUUGCAGAUUUGUUAGACCCUCAUCAUUCAUCAUUUAGGACAAGAGUGCCUACUAAUCUUAUAUUCCAUUGAAAUACUAUAAUCUGUUUGGUAAAAUGAAAUGUAGAAAGCCCUGUAACAUUUGGGCUUCAAGAGAACAAGAAUUGGCUUUGUUACAAUUAUAUACUUCAUUUUUAUUUUUUCAGUGUCUAGAAUUUUGUUGCUUAGGAUUUCACGUCCUGUUGAUGAAAUAUCUUAAUGUGCUUAAUGGGUUUUUAUUAUUUAAUUUAUAACUUGAACCAUGGACUGGGAAAGUGGAAAGCUUUAAUUCAGUUGGUUGGUAUUUUUCUUUUUUUCUUUUUUCCUGAAGAUUAUACUUUUGUUAUUUGCUUUUCCAUCUCUGUGUAUUAUCCAAUUGGGGUUUUGGUUUGUGGUGGCUAUUAUAAUAACAGUUUUGGAGAAAUUUACAGUUUAUAUAUAUAUAUAUAUAUAUAUAUCUUGGAUAUGUGGUUUAAAUCAGAUUGGUCAAAUUGUGGGAAAGCCUGACUUGGCACCAGUGGUAUGGGUGAGAAGGUUUGUGACCCCCUUUGGUAACAUUCAGCUUUUUCUGGAGGAGUUGGGUCAAAGUAGUGGCAACAUGUUUGAAAGAUUUGAAAUGGAUCCUCUUAAUUCUGAUUUAAUUAACCAGGUGCCACACACACACAACUUACUCUCCAAUAGAGAGAAAUAUUUAUGGGUUAUUCACACCAUUACUUUUCAAAGGAAUGAUUAAUGUUCCAAUCAUGCCAGCUGAUAAUUGAUGUAAAGGGUGAAGCCCCCUGAAUUCACAUGUUAAUAUUCUUAGCCGGUUUUUGGUCCAUGAAUUUGGAAUUAAAAAUAGCUGAGUGAAAACGAACAUGACUUCAGUAAACAAUGAAGUGAUGCUAUUUCUCUGUUGUCUGAACCAACUUCUGUACCAUACACCUGAUCAUAUUCUGAAUGCUGAAAUAACUGGGCAGCAUUGAUCGCAUUGUCUGGUUGCUUUUACGUACUUCAAAUUGGAGUGGACCUAAUUUGCUUAGUAAAUAGCAUAUUUGUUUGGGUAAUAAUUUAUUGAAUCAUUGAGGUGAUUAAAAUGCCUAAACAUAUCUAGUCUUUGGUGCUCUUCUCACCCUAGACGAAGUAGGAAUCAUACUUAUUUUUUUGCCUAAACAUAUUAUAGUGAUGUGGUUAAUUACUUCUGCAUGGUGUGAUAUCAUAAUCUUCUAAUUUUGUAGAUAUUAUUAAAAGUACACUCAGAUGAGCAAUGUAUUUAGUAAGAAAUAUUAUUCUCAUACAUUUUACUGACUUCGAAAGAGAUAAAACUAUGCUUAUUAGAUAACAAUGUUAGAUGAAUAUGAAUAAAUUAGCUUUUCUGAUUUAAAUCAAGAACCAAAACUUAAAUUGGAGUGGUGAUGUUUUGGGGUUGAAAAUAAUGGGAUUGUAACUUGAAGUUUGUUAGCCUCUUUUCUCUUUACACACAAGUUCAGAGCAAAAUAAAACAUGAUUUUUGCUAAUCAAUGUCAACAUUUGUAGUUGCGAUAAACAUAUGUAUAAUUGUUGUUAACUAUUCUGUGCAUUGGAUGAGUUGGCGUCUAGUUUAUUAUAUUGUUAAUGUUGAACUGAGUGAAAUCACUGUCACAUUAAUUUAUAAUUUUUUUUUCAGUAGUAAAUUGGUAGUAAUAUAACAUUUUCCCACAGAAAAGGCUAUCUAAAUACAUAAAGAAAGACAAAGACUUCAUUCUGAAUCUAAAAACAACAUAAUUUCAUCAAAGCAGUAGCAGUGGCAUUGAAGUGGCAGAGUUUUCUUCCACUUUAACUUCCACCUCUUAUGAUCGUGAUACUUCUCACUGCUUCUACUACCUUUAAGGCCACAAAGACAACAGUUUUAACGAAGCUCCUAAAAAUCUGAGCUUUGAUCUGACCUCUCUUGGGGGGGAGGCUUGUGGUUUUGGAGCAAGCAGAAGCCAUAGAAGUAAAAGUAGAUAGUAAUCUACAAA
This is a messenger RNA of Quercus lobata, 3392 nucleotides long. Its product is annotated as geranylgeranyl pyrophosphate synthase, chloroplastic-like. Lineage: Eukaryota; Viridiplantae; Streptophyta; Magnoliopsida; Fagales; Fagaceae. Gene Ontology annotation, molecular function: geranylgeranyl diphosphate synthase activity. The transcript has a single exon. Gene Ontology annotation, biological process: isoprenoid biosynthetic process. The record is from RefSeq and is a predicted model, not a curated record. Bases 188 to 1216 code for a protein of 342 amino acids.